This is a messenger RNA of Helianthus annuus (common sunflower), 1770 nucleotides long. RefSeq names its product type IV inositol polyphosphate 5-phosphatase 9. NCBI's taxonomy places the organism in Eukaryota, Viridiplantae, Streptophyta, Magnoliopsida, Asterales, Asteraceae. Gene Ontology annotation, biological process: phosphatidylinositol dephosphorylation. Bases 118 to 1464 code for a protein of 448 amino acids. The transcript is spliced from 8 exons. The record is from RefSeq and is a predicted model, not a curated record. Gene Ontology annotation, molecular function: phosphatidylinositol-4,5-bisphosphate 5-phosphatase activity; phosphatidylinositol-3,4,5-trisphosphate 5-phosphatase activity; inositol-polyphosphate 5-phosphatase activity.
CCCCCCCCCCCCAUCUCUCUCUCAUGUCUUUAUAUUCCUUUGGAUGUUCUCUCUUGUUGAGGGUUUCUAUUGUGCUCUCCCUACAUCUUCAACUUCACCAACAAUUUCCUUCAGACCAUGCGAGGAGAAGUUAUGUGGCCAAGAUUAGUAGCUAGUAAGCUACUCAGAAAAACAUUAGGAUCUAAUAACUUUGUCGCGGACUUCCCCGGAAACACUUAUUCUUUUCUUGAUCUUCCAACAUUGGAUCUCGAACCUGUCCCGAGUCCUAAAAUUCUCUUGACUGAUUACCACGAUACACAAAAGUUCAAGGUCUUCGUUAGCACAUGGAACGUUGGCGGUGUUGCACCUACCGACGAUUUAAAUAUCGAUGAUUUAUUAGAUACAAGCAAUACUACAUGCGAUAUUUACGUACUUGGGUUUCAAGAAGUGGUUCCUCUAAGAGCUUCCAAUGUUCUUGGAUCAGAUAAGAAGAAGAUAUCUAUGAAAUGGAACUCCUUGAUUAGAAAAACUUUAAACAAGAAAUCACACGACCGAAACAACAAUAACAAUAACUUGAGCGAGAAGCAACGUGUUACGAAAGGCAAGAAAUCAAACACUGAGAGUAGCAUGAUUCAACCGGAGUUUCGAUGUCUAAUCAGCAAACAAAUGGUUGGGAUAAUGAUAUCGGUAUGGGUUCGCAGCGAUCUUCAUCCAUUUUUUCGAAACCCUAAUGUCUCUUGUGUAGGUUGUGGCAUCAUGGGAUGCCUUGGCAACAAGGGCUCGGUUUCAGUACGAUUCCAGUUUCACGAGACAAGUUUUUGCUUCGUAUGUGUUCACUUAGCGUCAGGAGGAAGAGAAGGAGAUGAGAGAGUUAGAAACUCGAAUGCCACCGAGAUUUUCUCUAGAACAAGUUUUCCGACCGUUAUGGGACCGUCACUUGAUCUGCCCAAAACGAUUCUAGACCACGAUCGUGUUGUCUUGCUGGGAGACCUAAAUUAUCGGAUUUCAUUGCCAGAGAGCGAAACACGAUUACUAGUAAACCGAAAGGAUUGGAAUACACUACUUGAGAACGAUCAGCUUCGAAUGGAACUCAUGGAUGGGCAAGCAUUUGAAGCUUGGCAUGAAGGAACUAUCAGUUUUGCUCCUACUUACAAGUACCAACUUAAUUGUGAUGAAUACUAUGGUUGUGGUCAUUUGGGUACCAAACCCAAAAAGAAACGUGCUCCUGCAUGGUGUGAUAGGAUAAUUUGGACGGGAGAGGGAUCAAAGCAACUUCUUUACACAAGAAGCGAAACAAGAUUGUCGGAUCAUAGACCCGUGAAAGCUUUAUUUUCCAUUGAAGUUAAAGUUUCACGAACAACGUAUCGAAGUUUUUGUUUAUCAGAGAGGUUUGGAUGUCAACCCCGUGCGAGUUUAGAUUUUCAUUCUGAUGAUGAAUACUCUGGCCUCUUAAGCUAUCAUAUGAAGAGUAAAAUGACCCCGUGAAAGUGAUCACUGGAGAUUAUAUCAAAAGGAGAAACUAAGGAAGCAAAAAUACGUAAAUAGAGAGUUUCAAGUUUCAAGUAUAGUACUAUUGUUGUUCAUGCUAGUCGGACCAAAGAAUACCAACGUCAUUUUUCUUGGAGUGGAUAUAUAAUUAUGUAUAUGUAUGUAAGUACAAAUGUUAGAGACAGUAAGACCUAUAUGUGUAACAUAAAAGCUUUGAGGUUUGUUGUUUCUAUCUGUCCAUUAGUACUUUGAUUCCAAUAUUAUUGUAGUUGGCAUGAUAUGAGAGGGUUCUUCAAAGGAAAA